AUGGAUUCUGUUGUAGACAUGCUUGAUAAGGAAACAGAAGUGAUGGGAAUGAAGAAGAAAAGAAAUAGCGUUUCAUGUCGUGAGUAUUAUUCUUAUAAGUUGCAAAUUAGAUCACUAAAUGAUUCGAUGAUUUUGCAUAUAGGACGUCUUUUGCAACAAUUUGUUGUAGAUAUGUAUGUAAAAUUAGAAACUUCUAGGCUUGAUUAUUUUAGAAAAAAUCAAACUGAAAUUCAUGCUGAAUUGUAUCAAGGAAUUAUGGAUAGUGUUGAUGUUGGAGAAACUAGGGGCAUAAAAGUCGGUCGAAGAAUUAUAUUGCCUUCUACUUUUAUCGGUGGUCCUAGAGAUAUGCAUAGAAGUAGACAAUUAUUAUAUAGGGAGUUUCCUGCACAUUAUGUUUGGUCCUCCCAAUUUAAAACUUGGAAUAUACGCAAACAGUGUGAUGUUGUUGGUAGAAUUGUAAAUGUGAAUCCAUUUGAUCAUGAGAGCUUUGUUGCAUGGUCUAUUAGAAUUGAUAAUAGUUUUGAGUUAUGCUUGGAGGAAGCAUCUUUGUACCAAAUGCCUUAUAGUUUACGAAGUGAUAGAGUUAAAAGAUCAAAAGUUUUAGGACAUAUUAACAUUAUCCUGGAAUCAAUGGGAAAAACUUUAGCUGAUUAUGAUCUUUUGGAAUUUGAUAUUGAUGACAAUGAUAUUCAUGAUGAUAAUAGAGAAAUUAGUGAGGAAUUAUCGAUUGUUAUAAAUGAUGAUGAUAUUGCAUGUGCACAAUCUUUAAAUAUUGAACAAAAAUAUGCAUACGAUCAAAUAUUAGAUAACGUGUUCUCUAAAGUACUUGGUUUGUUUUUCAUUGAUGGCCCUGGUGGAAGUGGAAAAACUUUCUUAUAUAAAACAAUUCUUGCUGCUGUUAGAUCAAAAGGUUUAAUUGCCCUUGCUACAGCAUCUUCAGGAGUUGCGGCUUCCAUUUUACCUGCUGGAAGAACAGCUCAUUCCAGGUUUAAAAUUCCUUUAGUGAUGGAAGAACAUAAUACAUGUCAUGUUAGUAAACAAUCAGGAUUAGCGAAACUUAUGAAAGAUGCAAGUUUAAUAGUAUGGGAUGAAGCUCCGGUGGUAAAAAAGGAAGCAAUUGAAUCAUUAGAUAAGAUGUUACAAGAUAUAAAUGAAUGUGAUUUGUUAUUUGGUGGUAAAGUAGUUGUUGUGGUGGGGAUUUUAGACAAGUUCUCCUUGUCCAAAAGGUACUAG
Molecule: messenger RNA, 1233 nt
Organism: Ziziphus jujuba (common jujube)
Lineage: Eukaryota; Viridiplantae; Streptophyta; Magnoliopsida; Rosales; Rhamnaceae
Exons: 5
Coding region: 1-1233 (410 amino acids)
Biological process (GO): DNA repair; telomere maintenance
Molecular function (GO): DNA helicase activity
Source: RefSeq, a predicted model, not a curated record